Eremothecium sinecaudum is the source of this 543-nucleotide messenger RNA. It is a transcript of the gene MPO1, whose product is annotated as 2-hydroxy-palmitic acid dioxygenase MPO1. Gene Ontology annotation, cellular component: endoplasmic reticulum. The transcript has a single exon. Gene Ontology annotation, biological process: sphingoid catabolic process. NCBI's taxonomy places the organism in Eukaryota, Fungi, Ascomycota, Saccharomycetes, Saccharomycetales, Saccharomycetaceae. The record is from RefSeq and is a predicted model, not a curated record. The coding region runs from base 1 to 543 and encodes 180 amino acids.
AUGACCUCAUUAGCUUUGAAAAAACAAUUAGUGUUCUACAAACUCUAUCAUACUAACAAGCUAAAUGUGCUUGUACACUGCAUAUUUGUUCCGCUGAUUUUAUUUUCUACGUUAUGUAUUUUAAAUGAUGUGAAAUUGUAUGUGGUUUCCUAUAACGCAAGCGAUUUGUUAGCGUUAAUUUUGGCAACGACUUAUGUGCUAUUGCACUUUAAAGUUGGGCUCUUAGCAUCCUGCAUGCUUGGCGUUCUAACGUAUUUGUUGCGCGCUAAUAAAAUGAUCAUCUCGCAGAAGACUGCUUGGUCAAUUUUUGUUUUAUCGUGGAUUGCUCAAUUCUUGGGACACGGGGUCUUUGAAAAGAGGAAACCAGCUUUGUUGGACAGUUUGUUCCAGAGUCUGGUAAUAGCGCCAUUUUUCAUCCUCUUUGAGUACCUUUUCAUUCUCGGAUUUUUACCCGACUUAAAUAAGGAGAUACAAAUGUUCGUAACUGAGACGAUAAAAGGAUCAAAACAUGCCCAAGAUCGCAGCAAACCUAAAUCAAACUAA